AUGCCAAAACCAAAGAAACAUCAUUUUAAUAAGGAUUAUUCAAAAGCUAUUCAUACUAAUACUAAAACUAGAAAUUUAGUUGAAUACAAAUAUACAUUACAUUGUCGUGAUAGUAAAUGGCGUUAUUCUUCAACCUCAAGAAGCAUUAAAAAUAAUUCUGUUAUAACUGAAACAUUAUUGGCUUCAAAAAGAAAAAAAGUAAUUAAACCGUUAAAACAAAAUCACAGUUCAUAUGAAAAUACAUCUAAUGAUGAUAAAUCAACUCCAACCAUUCUAACGGAUCAAAAUUUAAUUGAUUUCUCUACAGAGAAAGAUGAUCAUACUUUGAGUGAAAAUAGUGAAGUCGAUAUCCUGUUUGAGCAAUUUACUGCUCCUGAUUUUGACAAUUUUGAUUCUGAUUUAGAAUAUAGAUAUUCUAAUAUGAACAUUAAUUUUGAUGAUUCAUGGAUAGUGUUAUAG
This is a messenger RNA of Funneliformis caledonium, 459 nucleotides long. Lineage: Eukaryota; Fungi; Glomeromycota; Glomeromycetes; Glomerales; Glomeraceae. The record is from the annotation of a GenBank genome assembly.